Molecule: messenger RNA, 453 nt
Organism: Oldenlandia corymbosa var. corymbosa
Lineage: Eukaryota; Viridiplantae; Streptophyta; Magnoliopsida; Gentianales; Rubiaceae
Source: the annotation of a GenBank genome assembly
AUGGAUGCUCUUGUUGAGCCCUACUUGGCUACCUUCAAUUAUUACUCUGUACCUCAGCAUCUUAAUCAUAUCCAGAACGAUGAAGUCGUCCAAGCGUACAACUAUGUCCCUGGUAGCUUUGAGGAUUAUUCAGACUUAUCAAAUGGCUAUUUGGGUUUUGAAAUUGAUAUUGUUUUCAUGAACUCCAUGCGUCUCUGUCUGAUUCCGAAAGAAAACAAGUUCCUCAAAGUGAAGCUAAGAAAGACUGAAAAGGAUGAAUGCUUGACUGCACGUGACGACAUUGAUAAGAGUGAAAAAAUGUUGCCAACAUCUAGAGCUGACUCGGCUAAUGCGUCGUUGAAUGCUGACUCACAAGGAAAGUCAUCAAAAUCAUUCUCCAACUCUCUGGUGGAGGAAACACUUAAUACUGCAUCUUCAGAUCAAAAUGAAAUUGACAUUUCCAACAGUGCAUAA